Molecule: messenger RNA, 7318 nt
Organism: Mya arenaria
Lineage: Eukaryota; Metazoa; Mollusca; Bivalvia; Myida; Myidae
Product: NFX1-type zinc finger-containing protein 1-like
Exons: 7
Coding region: 103-5775 (1890 amino acids)
Biological process (GO): regulatory ncRNA-mediated heterochromatin formation
Cellular component (GO): nucleus; nuclear RNA-directed RNA polymerase complex
Molecular function (GO): helicase activity; zinc ion binding
Source: RefSeq, a predicted model, not a curated record
GUAAUUGCUGUAAGGAAAACCGUACUUUCGUUUUCGCAUUUUCUGAAAAAGGUCGACUUGGCAAUAGCCUAAAUUGAUAAAGUAACAUGAAUCUUCGCUGAAAUGGCGGAUGGAUUUGGUAGAGAUGAGAAUUAUAGGCCACGGCGUCCAAUACGAGCUGGACUGCCUCUCCGACGGUAUGACGACGGCGGCGACGCGUGGGAUGAUGAAGCUGACCGAGAGAGACGCGGCAGAGGGGGACGGGGCGGUGGAAGAGGUCAAGGUCGUGGUCGGGGCCGCGGGGUAGGGGGAGGGGGAGCGGGAGGAGCGACCCGCAGACAACCACUAGACAAGAGGUUCCUGGAGAGGCUGGCGGAACGGGAGCCGGCGGAUAUACUUCAAACGAUUUCCAACCCGCAGACGGAACUACGAGACGCUCUGGGCCGCAGCGCCAAGGAAUACAAUAUGAUCCCUCUACUGUUAAGGGUUCUUUCAGAGGCGUUCACGUGUAACUCGCAACCGGAGUGCCUCAACAGGGUCCUAAUUAUCAUCAAAGAGGCAAAAUUCUUCGACACAGUGAUGAACUACUGUAUAGACAUGCAGGGCGAGGACAGGCCGCACGUGCAGCGCGGGUUCCGACGCCCGCUUCGGGACAUGGUCACCGUCAUGUCGGAGUUCGCCGAGAAAAACCCAACCUCUAUCACGGAGAUUGUAGGUCUUCAUACUAUGCUUGAAAUGGUCAUAAAUGGACUGCGCGAGACUACUAACGUCAUUGAUGAGGACAUACUUAAACACUUCCGGUUACUGACAGAAACAAAGGAGAAACUUCUCCGAAAACGAACCGCUAAAAGGCGAACGGUAACAGAGGAGCGGCAACAGCAGCAAGAGGGUGAGGAGCCGCCAAACGACUUUCGGGAAGUGGAGAUCUUUCCCCAGACCGCCGACAUGCAGGAUGACGAUGACCGUUAUUUGCGAGCCAACAAAGUACGUGGUCGGUACCGUGACGUUGAUCACUAUCUGGAUGUUCAAUUCCGAUUACUGCGAGAGGACUUCAUCGCCCCAUUACGUGAAGGAGUAAGCGAGUAUAUACAGGCCAUGAACGAGAGAGGCAGACAGAGGAACGGUAAGCGCAAUGUGACGAUAUAUCACAAUGUGAGUAUUAUCUCCCCUGAAUGUGGAGACAACGGUUUAUGUCACGUGAUACGAUUUGACGUCAGCAGAAUGGGUCACGUGCGUUGGCAGUCUUCGAAGCGCCUGAUUUUUGGAUCUCUGCUUAGCCUUUCAUCCGACAACUUCAGGACGUUCGUUUUUGCAACGGUGAUGAAUCGAGACCCAAAAUCGCUUGUUAAAGGUAUUGUCACUGUUCGCUUUGAAUGCAAACAAGAAGAAACUAGAGCUUUGUUUGGACAAUUGUUUACAAUGGCAGAGACCACAGCUUACUUCGAAUCAUACAAACAUGUAUUGAAAGGUUUGCAGAACAUGCGAGAAGCGGAGUUGCCAUUUCAAAGAUACAUUGUUGAAUGUGAACGCCAUGUGCAGCCACCUGCUUAUCUUCGGAGGCGAGAAAACACAUGCUUUGAUCUUCGCCCUCUGGUAGAUGAAGGAAUCAUUCUAAAAGACAACAGCCAUUUGGAACACAUACUUGCCGAUGACGACGAAGACGAGGAGCCAAUCACAUACACGUUUAGUGAGCAUUCACAAGAAGCUGAAGAUGUGAAAGUUCUUGACAGAACAAGUUGGCCACCGGCUGAUCUCCUUCACCUGGACGAGUCUCAGUUUAGAGCCAUCCAUACAGCCUUGACAAAGGAAUUUGUGAUCACACAAGGGCCACCGGGAACCGGCAAGACCUAUAUUGGUCUCAAGAUUGUGAAAGCUCUUUUGCACAAUAAAGAUGCCUGGACUCGGAAUCCUGACACUGGUUUGAAAGACAAUAGACCCAUGCUGAUUGUGUGUUACACAAACCACGCGCUUGAUCAGUUUCUCGAAGGCAUUAUUUCCUUUUACAAAGGAGACGUCGUUCGAGUGGGCUCGAGAAGCAACAGCGAAGUGCUCAAGCCCUACAACCUCCACAACUUUCGACAGAGAUUUCGACAUGAGAAAAAAAUACCAGUUCAGAUUUUCAAAGGACGCCGUGAGGCCAAGUAUGAAAUGGACUCUGUUACAACACAAAUAAGACAAGUCAGUGCGCAGCUCCAGAUUUCCACAACCAACAUUAUGAACGAAGAUUUCUUGCGGCCAUACAUGGGAGAAGACCAUUAUCAUUUACUGACAAUAGGGUUUGAAAUGAUCCUUCAGGUUUAUCCCGAAGCAAGACAAGUCUUUCGACAAGGCCAUUCUAUCAUUGUCGAAUGGCUAGGAAUUGGCAAUCUCGCACCAAUUGUAGAAAUGGAGGCUAAUAUUGCAGCAGGGGAUAUGGUCUUGGAUAAUAAUUUCGAGGACGGUAAUGACCUGAUUGAAGCUGAAGAUGAGCUUGAUGCUAUUCAAGCGCAGCGACAAUUGGAUGAUAGAGAUGAAGACGAUGAAGGUGAGGACGGUGAUGAUGAAAUCGAUAGAAUGAUAAACGAGUUUAGGGAUUCUGCCCUUACUGGUAAAAAUUUGGUUGAAUUUAAAGUGAAGGUUGCUGCAACAGCGCAUCAGAAAUCAGUUGCACUGGAUGUAAAUGCCCUCGAUGAAAAGCCACAGAACACACAAGAAGGUGAAUGGAAGACCCAAAAGAAAGAGAGAAAGAAACAAAAGAGAAAACUGCAGAUGAAUCUGUCAAAAAACGAAGUCAUGUCAGAAGAGGACCUUGCUGCUGUCACGGACAUUUGGCAUAUUUCCACAGAGGACAAAUGGAAACUGUACAGACUUUGGAUCAAGAAGUAUCAAGACCACCAGCUUGAGAAAAUUAAGGAGAAAGAAGAAGAGUUUGAUGCUGCAGCUGCAAGGUAUAAAGAGGCACUCAUGCAGGAAGACAAGGAGAUUAUGCGACACUCAACAAUUAUAGGUAUGACCACAACUGGAGCAGCUAGAUAUCAGCUAGUCUUACAGGAAAUUCGAUCUCGAAUCGUUGUUGUUGAAGAAGCCGCGGAAGUUCUAGAAGCGCACAUCAUUACAACACUGAGCAGAGGCUGUGAACACUUGAUAUUGAUUGGUGACCACAAACAGCUGAAACCAAACCCGACAGUUUACAAAUUGGCAACAGAAUAUAAACUGGACGUCUCUUUAUUCGAACGCAUGAUAAACAAUGGGAUCCAAUGUGACUGCCUGGAGCUUCAGCACCGAAUGCGACCAGAGAUUGCAGAACUGAUAAAGCCCAUUUAUAAAAACUUGCGGAACCAUAGUGAUGUCCUAAACUACGAACCGAUCAGGGGAGUGGCUUCAAACAUGUUCUUCAUCACUCACAGCGAGCAUGAAGCUAAUGAUGAAGAUUUGAGAAGUCAUUCAAACGUUCACGAAGCUGCAUAUAUAGUUGAGCUUUGUAGGUACUUGAUCAAGCAGGGAUACGAAGCAGAUCAGAUCACUGUUCUUACUCUGUAUUCCGGUCAGCUGUUUUGCCUUAGAGGACUUAUGCCUAAAAGCGAAUUUGAAGGUGUCAAACUCACAGUUGUUGACAACUACCAGGGCGAGGAGAACGAUAUCGUUCUCUUAUCACUAGUAAGAAGCAACAAUGAGGACUCAAUCGGUUUUCUUAAGACGGACAACAGGGUCUGUGUUGCUCUUUCAAGGGCAAAGAAGGGCUUCUAUGUCAUUGGCAACUUCGAAUUGCUACAAAGACGAUCAAAACUGUGGAAUGAAAUUGUAAUUGACAUGAAACAGAAAAAGAGAUUUGGAGAAGGCCUUUUAUUGCAGUGUCAAAAUCAUCCUGAAGAAAAACCAUUAGAAGCAAAAAUUGCUCGCGACUUUGCUGAAGCUCCCGAGGGAGGAUGCAAUAAACGAUGCGGGCAGCGGCUUGACUGUGGACAUCUUUGUGAACGAUUCUGUCAUCCUCUUGAUCAGGACCAUAAGGGAGAAACUAGCAGAUGUAGAAAACGUUGCAAUAAGAUUCUAUGCGGAAACAAACACAAGUGCCCUCUACGAUGUGGCCAGAAGUGUGAGUCUUGUAAAGAGAAGAUGGAUAAAAAAAUACCAAGAUGUGGGCACGUUCAGAAAGUGCAAUGCUCUAUCCCUCCAGCCGACUUCACAUGUCUAGAAGCUUGUCAAUCAAUACUGCCUUGUGGACAUAAAUGCCAGUCGAAGUGCGGCAUGGCGCAUACACAGGACUGUGGGGUAAAAGUCGAGAAGACAUGGCCAUGCGGCCAUAAAGCACAGAUAAAAUGUCACCAGGAAGAUACAGCCAUUUGCCCUGCUGCAUGUGAUGGGGCUUUGAGCUGUGACCACCGAUGUCGAGGAACAUGUGGGCAGUGCUUUCAAGGCAGAUUGCACGUUCCAUGUCAGAAUGAGUGUAUGAGAAUUUUGGUAUGCGGACAUGAAUGCCAGGACAGAUGUAGCCAAUGCCCGCCCUGUACAAGACCCUGUCAGAACCAAUGCCAACAUAGUAAAUGCCCUCGGAGAUGUGGUGAAUUAUGUGCACCAUGUAGAGAACCCUGUACAUGGAGAUGUGAACACUAUAAAUGUACCAACAUCUGCAGUGAGCCAUGCGAUCGACCUCCUUGUGACAAAGCAUGCAGGAAACGACUGGCCUGUGGUCACCCCUGCAUUGGGCUAUGUGGGGAACCAUGCCCAACGGAUUGUAGGGUUUGCGACCAACAGAAAGUUACCGAGAUCUUCUUCGGAGAUGAAGACGAAGAAGACGCUCGGUUUGUACUACUUCAAGAUUGCAGAAUGCGUUGCAUCUUCGAAGUGAAAGGGAUGGAUACAUACAUGGAAACAAAAGUCGAUGAAAAGGGAGAAAUAAAACUGAAGGAUUGUCCAAAAUGCCGCACCCCGAUAAGAAGAACAGUUCGGUACAGGUCGACCAUCAAUCAAACACUAACGGAUAUUGAACAAGUGAAAAGUCAUGUCCUUGUAAAUAAAACAAGAUUGCGAAAGCUAAGAGAAGACAUAAGACAAACGUUUGAGGAGAUUGAAGAUGAGCGAAAUAAAUUGAUUUUAAGGAGAAGAAUGGAAAAAGCUUAUGACGAGCAAGCAGAAAACGCAUUGGCUGCUCUUUUGAACCAGUCACGCUUUUUGUCACAAAUUGACAAGCACAAGUCCAACUGGGCGAAACUGAAAGGACUGGCUUACAAAUGUGAACGCGAGAAGGCAUUCCUUCACAUUGGAAGAAUGGUGGACUGGAUAAUGUCAGAUCGAUCGCUGAUGACAGCACAGGAAACAGAAGAUGCUGAACUAGAGUUUGACCGUUUACGAGCGCAGUUGAAACUGCUGAUGUUUCAAAUGCGUGCAAAUGAAAAACGUAUUCAGUUAGAUAAUACAUUGAAGGCAAAGAUUCGAGACGCGGAAAAAACCUUAACCGGAAACGACAAAUUUAAAGGUGAUGUGAAGGCCAAAGUUGAAAACUGUUUACGGGCUUUACAGAACAUAAUACCAACGACAGAGCUUGGGAUUUCGAAGGAAGAAAAGAUAAUGAUUGUAAAAGCAAUGGAGCUCCAAAAGGGACACUGGUUUAAAUGUCCAAAAGGUCACGUGUAUGCCAUAGGUGACUGUGGGGGGGCUACGACUGAAAGUCGCUGUCCCGAGUGUAAUUCCCGGAUAGGAGGUGCCGGGUAUCGCCUGGCGGCUGACAACGUUCUGGCGACGGAAAUGGAUGGGGCCGACCACGCUGCCUGGUCAGAACAAGAAAAUGUGGCGAACUAUGGGUUUAAUGCCAUAUUUUAAGGUGGUCAUUGGAUAAGGUGGCAACUUUGAUUUACGAAAGCGUGUAUUCGCUGAAGCUUUAGAGGGAGUACUUCGAAUGUUUUGAACCAUACGAUCAAUGUUGAAUGGCUGCUUUUGAAGCAAAGCAUAAAUGAGCAUGUGCUGCUGGGUGUGCUUUGUUUUUAAAUAAUGACUCAUAUUGUACUUGUUCGUUAUUUAGUGUAACAAAAUGACAAAGUUACACGCAUUUUCAAUUAAUGUUGUAAAGCUUAUUCAAGUAUGAAAGGAAUGUUAAAUUUGAAUUAAUUGAAAUAUGAAUAAUGUGUUUUGUUUCUAAAAAUACUGAAAUAUUGUUUUUUUUGGUAUGUUGUGUACAUCGCGUUCUAGCUUAAUUAUAUGUUAAAUGCUUAAGACUUUUUCAUUUGAAGUAGUUGUUAAUUGUGUUUUAAAAUGUUGUUAAUGAGUAUGCAAUUGAACUGUAACAUAGAAAAUUCAUAGGAAAUGCUGAGUUUAUGUGUUACGGAUGACAUCAUGCUCGUUUGACUUAUUGUAGUUGACUUUAAUUAAUAGAUAUUCUUAUGCAUAUGUUGAUACUUGAUGUAUUAGCGUUGUCCUUAAAUAGGGAAUAUAUACAUUAUUUAAAUACUGAUUGAAUUAAAAAUUCAAAAAUAUUUUUCUACAUAAGUAUUUACCAUGAUCCCUUUCAGAUAAAUUCUAAAAAUGUCAUGGCUGAACAAAUAAAAUUAAACUUUUUAUAGACAGUUUGAAAAAGACCUGAGUUAUUUAUUUGUAUAUUUAUAACUAUGCAUUUUAUAUAAUUGAUAUGAUUAAUAUUUAUUUUUUAACAUUGAAAUGAUAUUCAAUAAUAAUGAUCUAUUUUACACAAAAUUAUAUCUAUAUGUAUGAUUUCUUGUAAGCAGAAAAUGAUUCUUUUGGUGGUAGCAACCUAUCAUUUGGGUGUAUUUUUAGUUUGAUUUCGCGUUUUUUUUUCGGCUUUUAAUUUGAUUAAACAGCUAGUUAAAUCAUAUUAAUAAUUUUUUUCGAGUAAACUAAUUUCAAUAUUCGGAAAUACUUAGUUAAUUGAUUUUUUAGUGUUACGCGUGUUUUAAGAAUAUGCUUUAUUUAUGCCCGUUUAUAAUGCAUUGUUUAUUAUAAAAAAUGCAGAUCCAUAUAUUAAAACCAUAAUCUGUUGUGCGAUCUUAUUUGUUUGAUUUCUUUUCCUGCCCAUGUAUACUGGUUUUGUUUAUUGAGCACAUAUAAGAGAUUUUGCGAAUUUUGUCUAGUUUUUAAUCUCAUUAAUAAUGUUUAAAUAAUAUGUUUUUAAAUAAUUUUCAUAACAAUUAACAAGUAACUACUUUCAGUAUAUAGAAAUUUUCAGUUAAUUACGGCUAUUGUCUCGGUCAAUGACAUGCUUUAAAUGUAUGCUUAUUGUAUGCCUGUUGAUAAUGUAUUGUUUUUUGUUGGUGUUCUUUUAAUGUUGGAAUAGUAUAUAUAUAUAUAUAUAUUCUGAAACUGUGAUCUACCUUUAUUUGAUUCUUUUCUCCCAAUAAAAAAUAAUUGUACA